GAUCAUCAGAAGGUACAAUCAAUCAGUCAAGCAAUCCGGCGUUACAGCUGGCUCGUCGUCUACGGCGCCGGCGUAAACUGCAGUUUAUAAUCAUCUCCUCAUCUCAUCUCCUGCGAUAGAUUGAGUUGAGCCUGAUCCCGUCUCUACUUUCUCCUCUCCAGCCUCUCGAAAGCUAGGUCGAUCUUCAGUUAUCUCUCUCCAGAGAGGAGAUAUUGGUAAAACGGACAAGUUACAAAUUCAGCUAUGAAUCCAACUAAUGUAGCAUACCAAUUGUUAGAAGAAAUUACAGAUGGAUUCUCUGAGGAGCGAAAGCUUGGUGAAGGUGGAUAUGGAACAGUUUACAAGGGAAAGCAUAAAAAUGGAGAUAAAAUUGCAGUAAAGAUUCUUCAUGAUACGCAAGAUUUUGACGACAAGAAAUUACAAAAUGAGUUUGGGAACCUUAUGAUGGUCAACCAUCCAAACAUUGUACAGUUAGUUGGAUACUGCUAUGAAAUAAAACAUACACAUGGACAAGUCAAAGGAAGACCAGUUUUGGUUGCAACAAUACAUAGAGCACUCUGCUUCGAGUAUAUGCCUCGGGGGAGCCUUGAAAACUAUCUUUCUGAUAAAGUUGAUGGUCUUGAUUGGCCUAUACGGUACAAAAUUAUUAAAGGGACAUGUGAGGGUUUAAAACAUCUUCAUGUGGAAAUGAAGCCACCUAUUUACCAUUUGGACCUAAAGCCUGCCAAUAUUUUGCUAGACAACAACAUGGUGCCGAAAAUUGCAGAUUUUGGUUUGUCCAGGUUCAUCACUAAAGACAAAACCAUGACUACAAAAACUCUUGUUGGGACAAUCCCAUACCUGCCACGAGAAUACAUAGAGAGGAAAGAAAUAUCAAACAAGUUAGACAUAUUCAGCUUGGGCGUUGUAAUGCUAGAGAUAAUUGCUGGACCUGGACCUACAGGACACUUCAGAAGCACCGAAAUUCCUUCUCAAGAAUUUACCGAUCAAGUACUAGGGAAUUGGAAAACUAGGUUAGAGACAGGAAGGAAUGGUUCCCUACUGGAAGCAUAUUGCCAGCAAGUGAAGACAUGCACCGAGAUAGCGCUGAAAUGCAUGGAGACUGAUAGGGAAAAUAGGCCUAAUAUAGUGGAAAUCAUCAAUCAAAUUAACGAGAAAGAAGCUAUCAUUGGUGAGCUGCCGAUAGACCAUGCCUUGGAGAAGCUACCCUCACACAACAACGAGUCUGUCACUCUUGAGAGCAAAUUGCCAAGCCAUUUGAACUUAAAUGAGACCAAAGAAAAUCAUGAAGCCGAUCACCAUAACAGUUCUUGUUCCAAAGAGAAAGAGGAGGACCGAGAGGAAGAUCAGAUCAUCCCAAUGGAACAUCCUGAUUUUCCAAUAGAUGUGCAUCCAUCGGAACCAUGGAUCUUGACGAGCAAUAUGUUUGGCUCAGUUGACAUCUUGAACUAUAAUACGCUUGAAACAAGGAACCUGAUUCAAGGCUCAUAUGGACCAAUAGUUACUGCAGCCAAGUUCAUCGCGCGAAAGCAAUGGUUCGUGGUUGGACAUCACGAUGGUUUCAUAAGAGUUUACACAUAUGAGUCCCCAGUAAAGCAAGUGAAGAGAUUCAAAGCUCAUGCUUGGAGUUGGACCAUCACAACUUUGGAUGUCCAUCCAACUGAGCCUUACCUACUGUCAGUAGGCUCACAAGACCAGAUCAAGCUGUGGGACUGGAACAAGGACUGGGAGUGUAUCAGGACAUUUGACCCCCAUGGCGUAGCAUAUCAAAUCAAAUUUAACCCAAAAGAUACACAUAAAUUUGCUGUUGCAAGCUUGAUGGAUGCUCAGGUUUGGAAUAUACGUUCUUCGCGUCAUGAAUUCACACUGUCUGGGCAUGUAUCUAUAGUGGAUUGUUUUGAUUUCUUUACUCGAGGCAAUCAGCUGUACAUGAUAACUGGUUCAUGGGACAAAACGGCCAAGAUCUGGGACUGUCAGAGAAGGACUUGUGUUCAAACACUUGAAGGACAUACGGAUUGUAUCACCUGUGUUUGUUCCCAUCCAGAUCUGCCAAUCCUACUCACAGGUUCAAAUGAUGAGACAGUUCGUCUGUGGAAUGCCACUACCUUCAAGCUGGAAGGUGUACUGGACUUUGAGCUCGGCAAAGUUACUGCUAUAGUUUGCUUAAAGGGUUCAAAACGAGUUGCGAUUGGACAUGAUGCUGGAUUAGUGAUUACUGAAAUUCGUCAUGGAAAGCCUGCUCCCAGCAACAGAUAAGGAUAUUCAAACUGUUGGUGUCAAGUAGGCAAACUGGAGUGGAGACAGAUAAUGGUAGUGCGCUUAAUUAGCUCAUUCAGAACACCGGUUGAACAAUGUUUUGACACUUAGAUAACCAAGAUCUGAAAUUCGGAGGUAACAUGGGAAAAAAAAAUUUGUAAUCUGAUGUAGUGGAUAUUACCUACAUUAAGCAUACAAAGUUUGUUUUUUUUUCUCAUCCCUUUUGCAGUCCAGUGUUUUUGUUAUGAAUUAACAGUCCCAGUGUAUUCUGAAAAUAUUUCUGUCCAGAAAAAGUAAAAUAGAGUUUAUAGUUCCAAAACUUAUAUAAUCA
This is a messenger RNA of Oryza sativa Japonica Group (Japanese rice), 2587 nucleotides long. RefSeq lists its product as uncharacterized. Gene Ontology annotation, biological process: protein phosphorylation. Gene Ontology annotation, molecular function: ATP binding; protein kinase activity; protein binding. The record is from RefSeq and is a predicted model, not a curated record. NCBI's taxonomy places the organism in Eukaryota, Viridiplantae, Streptophyta, Magnoliopsida, Poales, Poaceae.